This is a messenger RNA of Entamoeba nuttalli P19, 1248 nucleotides long. RefSeq lists its product as hypothetical. Lineage: Eukaryota; Evosea; Mastigamoebida; Endamoebidae. The transcript has a single exon. The record is from RefSeq and is a predicted model, not a curated record. The coding region runs from base 1 to 1248 and encodes 415 amino acids.
AUGGAAAGAACGAUACUUAAAUACCUUCAACAACCAUCAAAUGAAGGAAAAAUAAUUGGGUUGUUUGUAUUAACAAAAAGGUAUGAAUUUAUUAUGAAGAAGAAUAAAGAUAAAACAUUAUUGUCUUUUAGUAGUGAAUUUAUUCAGUAUUAUAAAGCAAUUGGUCCGACAUUUUUCUGUAACUAUAUUGAACUUCUUGAAACCCAAAAUGAGAAUGAACCAACUUCAGAAAUGUUAAUAACAUUAUUACAACUGUUUAUUCAUUCAGAUGAAGUAAUUAAUCAUUCAAUGAGUUAUCCAAUUACAUUGUCCUUAGUUUCACGACUUUUUAAUGAACCUUCAUUACAACAAUCAUUACCAACAGUCUUAGUAAUUCUUGGUGCAUUAUUUUAUAAUCCACAAAUCAAAAAAUCUCAAAAAAUUAAAGAAAUUCUUCCCAAUAUCUAUUCAAAAUUAGUUUUAUGUGAUGCUAUUCAUUGGUUCAGUCAAAUUGUUACCAUUCCAGAAUACUGUACUAAAUUUGCUCAAUGUAUUUCUAAAACCCCACAAAUUGUUGUUCUCAAAUUAAUUCCUUGGAUCAAAUUAUCGUCCAUUAAUUUAACAACAAAACAAUGGCUUCUUUCUUUUUGUUGCAAGUUAUUACCAAAUAAAUUAAGUGAAAAUGAUACAAUUCAAAUUACUAGUGUUGUAUCACAAUGUAUUGAUUCAUCAAAAGAUAUUCUUUCUAUUAGACCAUUAGAAUCUAUUAAAGUUCUUAUUUCCCGACUUAGUAUAGAAGUUAGAUCAAAUCUUUCACUAAAUUCAAAAAGGCUAUAUGAAACUAGUCAAAUUAUCGAAUCUCUUAUUAUUAUUUUGAAUAAUUUCAUUCGAUUUAAUGAAGGUGAUGAAAUUGAGAAUAAUAUUAUUAUACACUCAAGAGUAGAAAUAGACCAACUUGCUAAUAUUUAUUAUCCAAUGCUUCCAGUGCUUUAUGAUUUACAAACUGAUGUUAUUAGUUGGUUGCAAGAAUGUAUUUUAGAAGAGUCAACUAUUAAUGAAGUUAUUUUAAAUGAAUCAAAGAGACAAUUCCUUGUUCAUCUAUUUCAAUUAGUUCUAACGGGUGCAGUAUUAGUUCUUGAUCUAAAGAAGAAAAAUGAAUUUGAAAUAAUUUUACCUCUAUUAGAAGUUUUUAAAAAAAAGGAUGAUGAUUUUAAAGUGUUAUGGAAUGCAUGGGAAGCAUUUAACGAUGUAAUUAUUGAAAAUAAUUAA